Molecule: messenger RNA, 2247 nt
Organism: Alternaria postmessia
Lineage: Eukaryota; Fungi; Ascomycota; Dothideomycetes; Pleosporales; Pleosporaceae
Exons: 3
Coding region: 1-2247 (748 amino acids)
Biological process (GO): attachment of mitotic spindle microtubules to kinetochore
Cellular component (GO): Ndc80 complex
Source: RefSeq, a predicted model, not a curated record
AUGGCCGACCCGGGAAUGUUCUCGGUGCGCCGUCAGACUUUAGGACCAGUAAACAACAACUCGUCUGCGAUUCCAAUGCCAGCCUCAGCCAUGAAGCGCUCAAGCUCUAUCAACAACAUGAACCAGCCUCAAUUCCCUCCCAACCACGCGCGAUCGAAAAGCGGGAGUAGAAUGUCCCUCGCGCCUGGCCGUCCGAGCCAGCCCCUCUUUCCACGCUCAUCCUCCGGUACAGACCUCGCCCAGGGCUUCCAGUCGGUACAUCGCAACUCCACAAGCAAUUUCGGCGCGAGCAGUGCGCGCAAGAGUUUUGCGCCCGGCGCCUCUAUCUUCCAAACGCCUGCGCCGCCUUCAGGACCCAACUUCGAACAGAGCGCACAGCGGAGGAGCAGCGUGUUCAAGUCGCGGACUUCUCAUGUGUCUGGACAGUCCGGCGUAAAGCAGUCUUUCUUCCAAACGGCGCCCAUGCCCUCCGUCCCUCCAACGGACCCCCGACGACUCAAAGACGCAAGCACCCGCCAGCACAUGGCGCAGGAGCUGCUCGAAUACCUGACACAGAACAACUUUGAGAUGGAGUCCAAGCAUGUCCUCUCAGCAAAAGCCAUGACUUCGCCCACGCAGAAGGACUUCAACUGCAUGUUCCAAUGGCUCUACAACCGAAUCGACCCCAGCUACCGCUUUCAGAAAUCCAUUGACCAGGAGGUGCCAGUACUAUUGAAGCAGAUGCGCUACCCUUUUGAAAAGUCCAUCAUGAAAUCUCAGAUCGCCGCUGUUGGUGGAAACAACUGGUACACCUUCUUAGGUCUGUUGCACUGGAUGAUGCAGUUGGCGCGUUUGAUGCAAGCAUACGAGGCCGGUACCUACGACGAUGCGUGCUUUGAGGCCGGUUUCGAUGUCUCUGGAGACCGCAUCAUCUUCGACUUUCUGUCGGACGCUUACAGCACUUGGCUAUCAGCAGAAGAUGACGACGACGACGAAGAAGCACAACAGAAGCAUAUGGAGCCUCACAUCAGGACCAUGGCUGCCAAGUUCGAUGCCGCAAACGCACAGCAUCACGAGCAAGUCAGCCUUUUAGAGGCCGAGCACAAGUACCUCCAAGACCAGAUCGAAGAGCUAGGAAAGUCCGGCCCUAGGAUCCAGAAGCUCGAGGAGCAGAUUCGCAUCCUAGAAGAAGACCGCGUCAAGUUUGAAAACUACAACAACUCUAUGGAAGGAAAGGUCAAGAAGUACACUGAUCGCUGCUCGUUCCUGGAAAAGUCGAUUGACGAGAUUGAAGCAGAACUUGAAGCAUCAGAGAAGGAACAGCAAGAGCUACAAGCUAUCAUUGACGGUCGAGGCAUGACCAUUGCGGAUAUUGACCGCAUGGCAAAUGAAAGAGACCGCCUUGAUACUUCUCUCCAGGCAACAACAGUGCGACUGGAAGAGUCAAAGAAACGGGUUGCAGAAAAGGAAAUCGCUGCGUCUCGCAAACUGGAUGAACUCGAACAAACCAUUGAACGAUACAACAAUCUAGGAUAUCAGAUUGGUGUGAUUCCCUCUACAGCGGUCAACGCCAAGGGUCAAGACUACGAGCUUGUCCUCACCAUCACGGAUGGCCCCAACUUCUCAGGAUCGCAAAUGGGUGGCUCGUCGCAAGAUGCAUCAGACCGCCUUCUCCACGAUGCAGGCACAGGGUACUCACCCGCGCAUCUUCUCAACCUGGACCUCCGCGGCACAGUGAAGGCCAACAUAAUCGCACUCCGCAAAGAGAUUGCUGAACGACGCAAUCAAGCUUUGGAAGCCGACAUGAACAACCACGACCUCUUAGACAAAAUCAAAGAAGCCAUGGACGACAAACAAGCAGAAGUCGAAGCCCUAGGCCAUCGCGUAGCACAAGCAGAAGAAGAGCUAGAGAAGUUACGCGAGAUUACGAAUACGCAAAAGAGUCAAUCUGACGCACAGAUCGAGCGCAUGGAAAAAGAACUGGGUCGUAUGCGCAGCGGACUAGGAGAAAGCGUGCAGCUGAUGGUGCAAAGAGAAAUGGCUGUCAAUAUCGAGUACGAACAACUUCAGCUCCGCGCUAAUGCUCUCCGUGAAGAACUCCAUACGGAAAUUGAGCGCAUGCUUGACGACAUUGUGCGCUUCAAACUUCACGUACAAAAGAGUUUGGAAGAGUACGAGCAGUUCAUUGCCGAUGAGGUGGAGCGUAGCUGUGAGGAGCAGGAUAUGCUUGCCGAGGAUGAGGACGAAGAGAUGGCUGAGGAGGCGUAA